Magallana angulata is the source of this 447-nucleotide messenger RNA. Its product is annotated as platelet endothelial aggregation receptor 1-like. The record is from RefSeq and is a predicted model, not a curated record. The transcript is spliced from 4 exons. Lineage: Eukaryota; Metazoa; Mollusca; Bivalvia; Ostreida; Ostreidae. The coding region runs from base 1 to 447 and encodes 148 amino acids.
AUGGUUUCGUUAUUGCUGCAACUAUUGAUAUGUACGUCCAUGUUGAGGUACCUUAAUGCAUCUGGAUGCGAAGGAUAUUUCAAAAACUGCUGUCCAGGCUCGUCAUGGAAUUCAGAAACACAACAGUGUGAACAAUGUAUGCCAGGCAUUACUGGAGUGAACUGUUCAUCACUGUGUCCUUAUCCGUAUUACGGAGUGGACUGUCAAAGAAAAUGCAACUGUAGCAGAAACUUGUGUAAUGUUUCUACAGGGUGUAUUAGAAUAGUCACAGGUGUGUGUCUAUUACCACCGGACAUUCCAAACGCAGAUGUGACGGUUGAGAACAACACGGCUAGAUAUUUCUGUAAUCCAGGGUAUUAUCAGCUAAAUAAUACAGAUGAGUUCAUUUCCUGUGACGGCAAUAUAUGGCAAUCUACGAACUUUGAAUGCAUACGUAAGAAAAUGUAA